This is a messenger RNA of Eimeria tenella, 1092 nucleotides long. RefSeq lists its product as uncharacterized. Bases 1 to 1092 code for a protein of 363 amino acids. The record is from RefSeq and is a predicted model, not a curated record. NCBI's taxonomy places the organism in Eukaryota, Apicomplexa, Conoidasida, Eucoccidiorida, Eimeriidae. The transcript has 2 exons.
AUGGGGCCCUUCACUAGUUUGUCGUUUGCUGCUGCAGCAAAUCGCAUGCUGCGGCUGCAGCAGCUAGCGGCAUCGCGUUGCAGCAGCAGCAGCAGCAGCAAAUGUAGCGGCAAGGUCGUGGCAGCAGACAAGCCCGACAGGAGGAGGAGGCAGGCUGCGGCAGCAGUUGCAGCGGCGAGAGGCAGCCGCAGCAGCAGCAGUUGCUGCUGCUGCUGCUGCGUCACACAUCACUUCCUGCAGUCUUACCUGCAGCAGCCGCACUGUGCUGCGGCAGUAGCAGCAGCAGCAACAGCAGCAGGAGCAGCAACGGUCACAUCUGCAGCAGCAGCAGCAAACAGGAUCCGCCCCUUGCUGCAGCAGCAUCCGCAGCAACAGCAGCAGCAGCAGCAAACACUGGAGCAAGAUGUCGCAUCGUCACACAGAACUUCCUCUCUAGAUCCCUGGAGCAGCAACACUGGCAGCAGCAACAGCAGCAGCAGCAGCAGUAGCAGCAUUCCUGCUGUUACUGCUGAUGCUGCUGCCGCUGGCCCUAGCCCAAAUAGCAGUAACAGCACCAUCACUAGCAGCAACAGCAGGAGCAGGAGCAGCAGCAGCAGCAGCAGCAGCGGGUUUGAUGACAUUUUAUCUUUUCCUUUGGUGCUGCCGCAAGGUGUAUAUACAGCGCGUUCUGCUGCUGCGAUUGCUGCAGCGCUGACAGCUGAGCUGGCGGCGCUGCUGCAGCAGCAGCAGCCUGCUGCUGCUGCCCAUGUGCAGGCGUUGCCGACGUUUUUGCUGCAGCUGCAGCAGGUGCUGCAGCAGCAGCAGCUGCUGCGGGGUGUGUCUGUGGCUGCGUUUGGCUCUUGCGUUUCGGGUUUGUGGACAGCAGCAGCAGACGUGGACGCUGCAGCACGCGGCAGCAGCAGCAGCAGGCGCUGCGAGCUGCUGCUGCUGUGCUGCAGCAGGUGCGCAGCUACUACGUGGAGCUGCGGUACGGCGCUGCAGUGCCUUUGCUGCACUGGGCGCCGCGCAGCAGCAGCAGCCUCUUUGCUGCUGCCCAGCAGCAGCAGCAGCAGCAGCAGCAGCAGCAGCAGCAGCAGCUGGCGUGCGACAUAA